CGCUCGUUUUGUAUUUCCGGGAAGAGCUAUAAGACUUUAGGGCCUAACCACACGAUUUGCAAGUGGCGACGUUCAGGACUAACAUCUGAAGUAAUCAUGGCCGAAAACGAUGUUGACAACGAGCUGUUGGACUACGAAGAGGAUGAGGAGCCGCAGACCGCCGUUGACAGUAUCGUGCCUGCCGGUAAGAAGGAGGUGAAGGGCUCCUACGUCUCCAUUCACAGCUCCGGGUUCCGUGAUUUCCUCCUAAAGCCAGAACUCCUCCGCGCCAUUGUCGACUGUGGUUUUGAACAUCCAUCUGAGGUCCAACAUGAGUGCAUUCCACAAGCCAUCUUGGGUAUGGACAUCCUAUGCCAGGCAAAGUCUGGAAUGGGAAAAACUGCUGUAUUCGUGCUCGCCACACUACAACAGAUCGAGCCAGUUGAUGGGCAGGUGUCUGUGUUGGUUAUGUGCCACACGCGUGAGCUGGCUUUCCAGAUUAGUAAAGAGUACGAGCGAUUCUCCAAGUACAUGUCCACUGUUAAGUGCGCUGUGUUUUUCGGCGGCUUGUCCGUAAAGAACGACGAAGAUGUUUUGAAGAAGAACUGCCCUCACAUCGUGGUGGGAACACCAGGAAGGAUCCUUGCCCUCCUUCGCAACAAGACACUUAACCUCAAAAACGUCAAGCACUUUGUUUUGGAUGAGUGUGACAAGAUGCUAGAGCAGCUGGAUAUGCGACGGGAUGUUCAGGAUAUCUUCAGACUGACACCUCAUGAGAAACAAUGCAUGAUGUUCAGCGCCACGCUGAGCAAAGAGAUCAGGCCGGUUUGUCGCAAGUUCAUGCAAGAUCCAAUGGAGGUGUUUGUUGACGAUGAGACGAAGCUCACCCUACAUGGUCUUCAGCAAUACUAUGUCAAACUGAAGGACAGCGAGAAGAACCGCAAACUGUUUGACCUACUCGAUGUUCUUGAAUUCAACCAGGUGGUGAUUUUCGUGAAGUCGGUUGCCCGAUGUGUGGCUCUGUCACAGCUGCUGGUUGAACAGAAUUUCCCUGCCAUUGCGAUCCAUAGAGGCAUGGCUCAGGAAGAGAGAUUAUCUCGGUAUCAACAGUUUAAAGAUUUCCAGAGGAGGAUCCUGGUGGCUACUAAUCUGUUUGGUCGUGGGAUGGAUAUUGAGCGCGUUAACAUUGCUUUUAACUAUGACAUGCCUGAGGACUCUGACACGUAUCUGCAUCGGGUUGCCCGUGCUGGUAGAUUUGGCACAAAAGGUUUGGCCAUCACCUUUGUGUCAGAUGAAACUGAUGCAAAGAUCCUGAAUGAUGUGCAGGACCGUUUUGAAGUCAACGUUGCGGAGUUGCCUGAGGAGAUUGACAUCUCCACUUACAUUGAGCAGUCCAGAUGAGCUGUAUAUAUGCUGAAGUGGAUGUUGUCCAGCUUUCCCUGCCUGUUGUUUCUGUGACGGUGGAAGAGAAAAUCGCCCAUUUUAUUUUCAUAAGAUCUUGCUUACACACCCCUCUCAACUAUUUUAUUGCUCCGGGGAUUUGUGCAGGAGUCUUUUUUUUUACUUCUGUUAAUUCUGGUUGUUUGUUGGUUUGAGAAUUAAACAUUUUAUACUAUACGUUUUCUGAGUUGUAUUUUAAGUAAUUUAAAGGUUAUGUGAACUUUGUAGAAAGACCUUUUUAAUGUGUGAGAGACCUGUAUGUAAGCCAUUUUUGUUUAUUCUCAGAAGAUUGUAAACACUGCGAUGUGAUACUCUAAAAACAUGACUGUUUGUGUGACGAAACAUUGCUGGCUCAACUAAUUGUGAUUGACUUUGUAGGGUAUGAGACUGGUUACAUGUAAUACUAGAUAGUUUCUGUAAUUGAGUGAUUAUGAAAUGCGACAUUGACUUUGAUAUUUGGACAUAUAAAGGUUUAUUUUAACCAA
Messenger RNA from Triplophysa dalaica, 1904 nucleotides. RefSeq names its product DEAD (Asp-Glu-Ala-Asp) box polypeptide 39Aa (gene ddx39aa). Gene Ontology annotation, molecular function: RNA helicase activity; ATP binding; RNA binding. Bases 97 to 1380 code for a protein of 427 amino acids. The transcript has 10 exons. Gene Ontology annotation, biological process: mRNA export from nucleus; mRNA splicing, via spliceosome. The record is from RefSeq and is a predicted model, not a curated record. Lineage: Eukaryota; Metazoa; Chordata; Actinopteri; Cypriniformes; Nemacheilidae.